AUGGUCGACUUUACUCCACUGCGCAUGGAGUUCCUAUGGGUUUGUUGGUACGAGCCCAUUGAGCAGGUCUCCUCCUGGGAUUCCUCCACCCUCGAUCAACUUAGAUUUUGUCCCAUAGAUGAUGGUUCUGCAUUCAGCUUCAUGGAUCCAGCGGAUGUACUCAGGAAUUGUCACAUCAUUCCUGCUUUCGCCAAGGGCAAGAAACACCCUGAUGGGUUGGGGGUGUCAGGGCAGGCAGGGGAUAAGGAUGAUUGGCGUGGAUAUUAUGUCAAUCGGUUCGUUGAUCGCGACAUGUUAAUGCACUUUCACUUUGGUCUUGGCAUGGGACAUGUCUAUUCACAUUAUCGCCUUAUGCACGUUGGGCUGAAAGAAGGCAGUUCAAAUGUUGAACACCACGCAGAAAAUGGAAUUGAAGAAGAAUACAAAGAGUACAAAGGCAAAAGCGAAAGCGAAGGUGAAGAUGAAGAGCGUGAAGAUGAUGGCACCAUAAGUGGACUCACUCUCGAGCAGCAUUUUGGUGCCAGCUCUGAGUCAUUAACUCACUUUAAUGAUAUGUAUGAUAGUGAAUUGGAAUUAGAUUACGAGAAUUAG
Molecule: messenger RNA, 591 nt
Organism: Suillus bovinus
Lineage: Eukaryota; Fungi; Basidiomycota; Agaricomycetes; Boletales; Suillaceae
Exons: 2
Coding region: 1-591 (196 amino acids)
Source: RefSeq, a predicted model, not a curated record